Molecule: messenger RNA, 2952 nt
Organism: Xiphophorus maculatus (southern platyfish)
Lineage: Eukaryota; Metazoa; Chordata; Actinopteri; Cyprinodontiformes; Poeciliidae
Gene: sesn4
Product: sestrin-3-like
Exons: 9
Coding region: 123-1457 (444 amino acids)
Biological process (GO): regulation of response to reactive oxygen species; cellular response to L-leucine; positive regulation of macroautophagy
Cellular component (GO): nucleus
Molecular function (GO): oxidoreductase activity, acting on peroxide as acceptor; L-leucine binding
Source: RefSeq, a predicted model, not a curated record
CUUUGCUCUCCUCAGUCCAGGCUGCAGCUUCAGACAGGCGGAACCGGGGGCCAGCGGCAGAAGCGCUCCCUUUUGUUAGCAGCUCCAACCGGAUCCAUGCAGGACGGCGCCGUUUUUGGAAAAUGAUCAUCUGUACGAGUAAAAUGGAGUACCCCCUAAUAUCGCAGUGCAAGCGGGUCCAGAAUCAGGGGAUGGUGAACGGUGAGAAGGAGCGCGUGUCCUUGCUGUUUAUGAAGACACUGGUCAGCAGGGGGAGCGUGGACGCCGUGUCGCAGCAGAUGGCGUCCCACCCCCAGUAUCUGGAGAGCUUCCUGCGCACACAGCACUACAUCCUGCACAUGGACGGCCCCCUGCCGCUGCCGUACCGCCAUUACAUCGCCAUCAUGGCGGCGGCCCGUUAUCACUGCAGCUACCUGGUGUGCCUGCACUCGGCCCAGUUCCUGAGGGCCGGCGGGGACCCGCUGUGGUUGCAGAGUCUGGAAGCGGCUCCACCUCGUCUUCGCCUGCUUGACCACAUAAACAAGGUGCUGGCUCACCAGCCCUGGCUCGCUGCCGGCUCCCACAUCCAGUCGCUGCUGAAGGCCGGUGAGCAGUGCUGGUCGCUGGCCGAACUGGUUCAGGCCGUGGUCAUCCUGGCCCACUGCCACUCGCUCUGCAGCUUCGUCUUCGGCUGCGACACGGACUCGGACCUCGCCCACCUCGCCAAAUCUCCCAACGGCACCCCGCCGACCUUCUGCCCCUUCGAUGCUGCCAACGGCAACGCCAAUGUGCCUCAGUCGCUCAGGCAACCCUCCGAACAUAUCACACGGCGACGGUCUUUGGACUCGAGCUGCGACAUGGUUUGCCUGAAGGAGAGGAUCCAGAAGUCCCAGGAGGAGCAGGAGAAGAGAGAGGAGCGUCUCCUGCAGGCGCAGACUCUCCAGCAAACAGAUGUGGAAGACGAGGAGGAGAUGCUGUGCUUCGCCGAUCCGUCACGUUUCAUCACAGACCCCGACUUCUGCUACCAGGAGUUCGCCCGGCGGGACGAGGAUCACCUCCAGGUGCUCAGAGUUCAGGAUUACUCCUGGGAAGUCCACGGCUUCUCCCUGAUCAACAGAUUGUACUCGGACAUCGGUCACCUGCUGGAUGACAGGUUCCGGAGCGUCACGUCGCUCCCGUCGCUGCACAGCUCCGACCUGAAGAGAGCCAUCUGGAAUUACAUCCAUUAUGUGUUAGGAAUACGUUAUGAUGACUAUGACUACGUGGAGGUGAACCAGCUGCUGGAGCGAGACCUGAAGCUGUACAUCAAGGCUGUGGCUUGUUUUCCAGACGUCACUAAAACCCCGGUGUGUCCGCUGAGCUGGACUCUGCUGAAAGCCUCAGAACGGAUACACGUCAACUUGCUGAUCAUGGAGGCCCGGCUGCAGGCGGAGCUUCUUUACGCAAUGAGAGCCAUCACACGGUAUAUGAUCGCCUGAAGCGCUGGUUCCGCCGGCCCGCCGGUACAGAGAGACCCUGAGAGGACGAGGAACGUUGAACUGCAGGCAGCGGUGACGCGAGGCGGGAAGCGGCAGAUUUAACGUGUUUAUUAUGCUCCUCCCCGCCACAUCUCUCACCUUUCUCAGAAAACAUCCUGCCUCUCUAAAGGUUACGUGCAAUUAUUAGUAGUUAUUUUAAAAUUUCCCUGUUGUCUUGUGUUCCAGUUGAGUCUGUGAGAAGCUGCUUGUUUGCAGCGUUGUGUUAUCAGUUGCCAACACUCCUAUUUUUUUCAUUAGACAAGUCUCCUUUUGUAUUAACUAUGCUUUCCCAAAAAAGAAAAAAAAAAAAUGUUUUUUGACGUACAAGGUGAAUGAAUGUUAAUGGGAGAUCAGGGGCUUGUUGUUGAUUUAUUUUUUGACAAUCUUUGUCAAUUUGAAGGAUGUUUUUUGGACUGUGACGCUCCCUGACAUUUCGUAUUGAUGCUGAUCGAGAACAAACAGCCGUGACUGCUGGACGUUAUCACAUCACUAUAGUUUCUUUUAAUAAGCACUUUUUUAAACUUUAUAUAUUUAUAAUGCAAUGUAGCUCAUCAAUAGACAUUAAGACAAAGUGUGUGGGUCCGACACCUUUCCUCUCCUCCUGUUUUUGCGUUUCCGCCCCAGGUUUCUGUAAAGGUACUCGAUUUGAGAUGUUUUUCUUUCUUCCUACUUGCGUUAUGUGGAGCCAGAAGGAAUUUAAAGAUGGUGGACGUUUGCAAACAAACUCCUCUGAGAAGCUGAGCCACUCGGAUCACGCCUAAUAUCGAAUGUUAUUGGCAGCACGUUACAGAAGAGUUUAGUGAAGGAAAAUUUGUGUUUGAGUUGCAUGUUUGGGCUUUUGCAUUUGUACUUUUUCAAGUCUAAUUAGGUUAAAACUCAUCUAAAUUUGAAAAGCAGAAAAUGAGCAAACGUAUCCUUUUUCAGUCUUUGUUUUCUUAUUAUUUUUACAUUUUUCUGUAAAUUUUUGGCGUUACUCCCUUUGUAUUGUUCUGAGUGUGACUGUAGGACCUGCUCGUUGCGCUGCAACCUGAGUAGAAGUAGACGUUUCACAGACUGUAGUUAGACUUAGCAACGUGCAGAAGAAACAAGUGCAUAUCGACUUAAAACAAAGCAAAAGCGCUGUUAUAACACAGGUGCCUUUAGGUUGGAAAAACUGGAGCGCUGCUCAAGAGGAGGGUUGUUACUGCUGGAGGCUGGACCCGGGCAUCGAUCGGCGGCAGAAACGAAUGUUUCUUUUCCCCCCGCAAGAUGGCCGGCGUCAUUUCCGAUGAAUAUUACGCCCAUUUUUUUCACCUUCUGCAAAGUCCCAGCAUCUCAGCAAGAGCCUUUGACACAGAUGGAUGUUAAAAAAAAUGGACAGCUAUAUUUAAAACAAAAAGUACAAAAAAGAGAAUAAGUGCAAAGACAAAAAACAUUUUAAAAAUGUAAACAUGUUUUCUAUAAAAAAAUGUAUCAU